AUGGCAUCUCAAUCCCAAGAUGGUGGGCAAAAUGCCCUCUCGCCUGUCGAUAUCAAGCCUCUUCUCACCAAGCUCUGGCCUAACGGGUCUGCUGUCUCUCCUCAGGAAAUUGCCGAGGCCAUCUCUCACUUUUUCACAAAUCAGGUCACUGAGGCUCAAACAGCUUCUCUUCUCAUGGCAUUACAUUUCACAAAGCUUGAUUUCAGAGCUGAUGUAUUGGCUGAGUGCGCCCGUGUCAUGCGAAAGGCCGCUGCCUCUAUUCCUGUAGAGGAGCUGAAGGAGGUUAUCGAACGAAGAGGGCGAAAGGAGGGAGAUUACAACGGUGGAUUGUGUGACAUUGUUGGAACAGGAGGUGAUGGCCAUGAUACCUUCAACAUAAGCACCACCUCAUCCAUCCUGGCCUCAGCCUUGCUCAUGGUUUCCAAGCACGGCAACAAAGCCAGCACCUCAAAGUCUGGCAGUGCUGACUUGGUCGCCUGUAUGAAGCCGCAACCUCCCAUCAUCAGCGCCGUCCGCCCUGACACUUUGGUCAAGGCUUACUCUGAGACUAACUACACUUUUCUGUUUGCCCCUGUCUUCCACACUGGCAUGCGCUACGUCGCGCCCAUCCGCAAGCAACUGCCUUGGAGGACAGUUUUCAACAAUCUCGGCCCCUUGGCCAACCCUGUCGAAGAUGUGCUCGAAGCCCGUGUCAUUGGUGUCGGCCGAAGGGAUCUUGGUCCAGCAUUCGCUGAGGCUCUGUGCAUGGCUGGUUUCAAGAAGGCUCUCAUCAUCUGCGGCGAGGAAGAGCUUGAUGAAGUUAGCUGCGCUGGCAACACUCUAUGCUGGAGGGUCAACGAGACCAGUACUGGAAGGCUCGAGGUUGAGCAUUUCACCGUGCACCCGAGCGAUUUUGGUCUGAGCACCCAUCCCCUGGAUACAGUGUCUUCAGGCAAAGAACCCUCCGAGAAUGCAGAGAUCUUGUCUCGAAUUCUGCACAAUGAGUUGCCUGACGAUGACCCGAUUCUUGAGUUCGUUCUACUCAACACUGCGGCUUUGCUCGUCACAUCAGGUAUCUGCGAGUCCGAUACCAGUAACAUGGGCGAGGGGGAUGACGGCAAGGUCAUCACCGAGCGCGGACCUGGUGGGCAGCGCUGGAAAGAGGGCAUCCGAAGAGCUCGCUGGGCCCUCAAGAGCGGCGAGGCCUGGAGACAGUGGGAAAAGUUUGUCAAGGUCACAAAUGAAAUCGGCGCUUAA
Molecule: messenger RNA, 1236 nt
Organism: Fusarium fujikuroi IMI 58289
Lineage: Eukaryota; Fungi; Ascomycota; Sordariomycetes; Hypocreales; Nectriaceae
Product: related to anthranilate phosphoribosyltransferase
Exons: 2
Coding region: 1-1236 (411 amino acids)
Biological process (GO): L-tryptophan biosynthetic process
Cellular component (GO): cytosol
Molecular function (GO): anthranilate phosphoribosyltransferase activity
Source: RefSeq, a predicted model, not a curated record